Sphenostylis stenocarpa is the source of this 546-nucleotide messenger RNA. The record is from the annotation of a GenBank genome assembly. NCBI's taxonomy places the organism in Eukaryota, Viridiplantae, Streptophyta, Magnoliopsida, Fabales, Fabaceae.
AUGGCAUUUAUGAUCUUGAGAAGGUUCCAAUUAAGUCUAGAAGAUUGGUUGCAUCCUCCAAGCAAUGUGCUUCUUGACAAUGAUAUGGUUGCCCAUGUUGGUGACUUUGGAUUAGCUAUAUUUUUGUUUGAAGAAUCAGGCAAGUUAUUCACACAACAAGUUAUGUCAGCUAACCUAAGGGGUUCUAUUGGCUUCAUCCCUCCAGAGUAUGGUAUGGGUGGGAAGCCUUCUACAAUUGGAGAUAUAUAUAGCUAUGGGAUUCUAUUACUGGAGAUUUUCACCGGAAAAAGACUAACAGAUGAAGCAUUUGAAGUCUCUGAACAAGAAUUGGAUGGCGAAAAUAAAGAAUUUCAAAGUGAAGAGAAAGCUAUAAGGAGGAACUAUGAGAUUGAAGUCACGGCUGCAAGUUUGAUGAAGGAUUGCUUUGUGUAUCUGAUGCAAAUUGGAAUGUCUUUUGCUGCAAAUCCCCCUAGUGAACGAAUGCGAAUCACUGUGGUCAUCAACAAACUACAUACUAUCAAGUACAUUUAUACAAAUAAAGCAUAG